GGUCGAGUGCAACAACUGGAAAAAUGAAGAUGGCGGACGGUACGAUAAUGCACAGAAGAAACAGGCCCGGAACAAAAGCAAAGGAUUUCAGCAGAUGGCCGGAUGAGCCUUUGGAAGAAAUGGACAGCACCUUGGCGGUGCAACAAUAUAUUCAACAAAUGAUUCGCCGUGAUCCGUCAAAUAUUGAUAUGAUUUUGAAUAUACCCGAUGCCCAAGACGAAGGUGUAUGGAAGUACGAGCAUCUUAGACAAUUCUGUAUGGAGCUAAAUGGUUUGGCAGUCAGAUUACAGGAAGAGUGUCACCCGGAGACUUGUACCCAAAUGACUGCUACGGAACAGUGGAUCUUUCUUUGUGCUGCUCAUAAGACACCCAAAGAAUGUCCAGCCAUUGACUAUACCCGGCAUACUCUCGAUGGAGCUGCCUGCUUACUUAACAGUAACAAAUAUUUUCCUAGCAGGGUGAGCAUUAAAGAUUCUUCAGUGGCAAAACUUGGAUCGGUUUGCCGCAGAGUCUACAGAAUUUUCUCACAUGCAUAUUAUCAUCAUAGGACAAUAUUCGAUGAAUUAGAAAACAAGACUUUCCUCUGUCACAGGUUUACAGCAUUUGUUACAAAGUACAACUUGAUGUCUAAGGAUAAUUUAAUAGUGCCCAUUAUGGAGGGAAGUGGGGCAACGGAAAGUGAAGCGUAGGGCUCAUCAGUCCGUUACCUUUGUUUGCAACCCAAUUGUCAGAUUUAACAAUACGUACUGUUAAAUCGAAAGUUCUUUAAUUUUCCCCGUAGUGCUUUCGCUCAUAGCGAGAGUGUCGGAGGAAUGGGAAGUUGAAAUGUCACUUGGACACUUUUAAAAAUUUCAAGUAUGUGUAAACUAUUACUCUGACUUAACAGUCCUGAUGUGAAUGUAAUUCGCAAGGAACAGACGAUCGAGUAGAUCUGCCUGAUUUGAAACAUUGAAAUACCGAUCCACUUCCAUGAAAACUUCAGAAGAAUUUCAAUUUUGGAAAACUGUACUUUUAACAAAAUGCAAGUGUACUUUAAGACUUUACAUCAAUGUUGUAACAACUAAAUGAUCGAUAAUAGUCUUGAGAUCGCUUUGAGGCCCACGUAUAAUUAAACAAAUUUUGUAUUUAAAAGUAGAAAGUUAGUAUAUCUAUGUUAUAGAUUCAUUUCUAACCCGUGAAGAACAGUUUAGCUCGUAUGGGGUAUACCCUACGUAUCGGACAUUUAAGAUAGGCUAUCUGACAAAAUAAUUUUACAGGACGAGUACUUUUAACACCUACCAUCUAUUGUUUAUAGAUAUCAUCGAUAACAAGUAAUGACAGGAGUAGUCAUGUUUCCAUUUGACAAAUGCUUUCACUAUGAGUGCUUUUAAGAUUUUGGAACAUUAUUUAUUACUCACAAAUUUAUGUAGUCUUUAUCAGAUGUCAGUUAACAAUUUUAUUUAUUUAAAAACGCAAGUAUCUCUCGUUUGCUCAAAUGAAAUUUACUGCAGGUUAUUUUCUCCGUAAAAGCAUAUACUAUCGCAAAUGUCCAUAAAAACAAGUAGUAUUAUUGCCAGUAAUGGAACAUUUUCCUAAUUAUCGUGAACCAGAACGUUUAAUUUUAUUAAUACUUUAUGUAACGUAACAACCUCAAAACGCUCAGUUCCUCUACGCUCCGAAACGAACACGUCUUAUAAAUUAGUUGAGAACUUUUUGAAACCUUUUACGCCGUCGAGUUUUUUAAAACAUUUGAUAUGCCGAGAAGAAUGUCUGGUAAUAAUAACCAAAACCGUUACAAUAAACCGAGUACUGUCAGUUGGAAAGCGCAAGAUUGCUUAAGGUGCGGUCAGUGCUGAUAGUUUAGUGAUAAAUGUCAUACAACAUUUAGAGACAACGCGUUAGCCUUCUAUGCCCGCGAAUCGGGAAGACUAGUACCCUUCUUACUCUGGAUGACGUCCAGGCAAGGAUGUACGUAAAAUUAGGAUAAGAGCGACAUGGUAAAAUGCAAGUAGAUCUUCGCAAGGUGAACAGCGAGUUCACCUGUUUGGAGUAGCGAAACUUUUAUACGACGUUUCGGAACAUUCAUGACAUUUCGACGCAGCCUCUGAUCAGCAGGCAAUCCAAAAAUGCACCGCAUUGAGAAACAUUCCGCCUUCUCGGCAGCCCUAAAAAGUGCGAACAUAUGAAAAUUAGUAUACAAGACAAGGAAAAAGAAAAUGGUCAGUUAGUAGAGAAUCUCGUUCGUCCUUGAGGAUGUGGUAAUGUUUUCUAAUGUGCAUGCCGAGCGAAGCAAUAUCAGUGCCGGAUUGUUGUCUCAUAUCACUGCCGAAUAUUGAACUCCGGUAAAGUCCAGGAUCUAUUGUAACGAUCGAGUGAACACCCCGCACAUUGUUCCGCAUCAUUAUAAUCUUUAAUCAUUUCCUUUCCCGCAAACUACGGUCCGCAAGAUUCCAACGCUUUGUCGCUUGCAAAGGUCUCGCAACUCCGUGACUUAUUGUCGAGGAUAAUCCGCUACGUGUACAUACGAUCUGUAAAUACUACGGAGAAAAGGGAAACUACGCGAAACUGAAUUGAUUAUGUAGGAGCGAUUCUGCGAAGGUGACAAAAGUGAAACUGACAAAUGGCAGGAAUGUACCCCGCGUGACCACUUCCGUAACGAUACUCGAUGUAUUAAUAAAAAUCCAAUUUAUACCGAAGGCUGGUACUUCAAUUCUGCGACUAGAAUUAUUUGAUUUCUUGAGGAUCUUUUGUCAGUCUCCAUUUUCGAUUUUGCUUUACGUUUCACCCUAUACCGGUCUAUCUUGGGGGACAAUCGUC
Molecule: messenger RNA, 2796 nt
Organism: Orussus abietinus
Lineage: Eukaryota; Metazoa; Arthropoda; Insecta; Hymenoptera; Orussidae
Gene: Mob4
Product: MOB kinase activator-like 4
Exons: 4
Coding region: 24-689 (221 amino acids)
Cellular component (GO): cytoplasm
Source: RefSeq, a predicted model, not a curated record